Molecule: messenger RNA, 2694 nt
Organism: Topomyia yanbarensis
Lineage: Eukaryota; Metazoa; Arthropoda; Insecta; Diptera; Culicidae
Exons: 2
Coding region: 252-1847 (531 amino acids)
Source: RefSeq, a predicted model, not a curated record
ACAGGCGCGUAAUUCGGCGCACGGCUUGUCACGAAGUGGAUUUAAAAAAAGGUUUGCAAUACCACUAUACAAAGAACCAUGAGCAUAUCAGCCUUUGAGAGGCGGUGAAAAUGUACACUUUUCUUUUAGAUUACCAUUUUUAUGUGUAGGAAAAGUUUUAGUGCUAAGGCUGUGUAAUUCAGUUUAAUAUACACCAUAUCGGGUAAAAUGAUAUUGUUUUGGCGUUUGCUGCUGAUUUAAGGUUUAAGAGGAUGCUAGAGACCACGCAAAGCGAAAAACUAUCAACCAUGAGUGACCAAGAUGAUCCACUGGCUCAGCCACAGACAACUCCUCGCAGUUCGCUUGGUUCCGGUGUGCUGUCGUACAGUAAUUCAUCCAUAUCGCCUUCAACUAGUUCUAGCAGUUCGCAAGGCUCGGCGAAAUCGGCUGUCAGUGAAUGUCUAGGAGCAUGGUUAAACUAUUUGCAAAUUAUGAACAAUUUUUGUGCUGCCGGUUACCGUCUGGCACAGACGAUCGCUGCUCUUGAACCAUGGGCCACUCUAGACCAAUCAGCACAAACCGGUGGCAGCGGUAUCCAACAACAACAACAGCAAGCUCAGCAACAACAGCCUUUUGUGACGCCACAAAUUCCUUCACACAUGGCUUUUCAGUUUAUUACAGCCUGGGAUGAUUUAGCUCGGGCUUCGGUAGUAGCAACAAGUACAGUCAAAUCACACAUUGUUAGCGUACUGCAAGAUUUCAAAACUCAGCCUCUCAGUUCAGUGGACCAGGAUGGCGAGUUGCAACAUAUCCGAGAACAUAAUCAGCUUAUACUACAAGAUAAUGCACAAACAAUGAUAAAUCUCCAGCAUCAAUUUUGUGUAGCUUCUUGCGAUUCGUUUGCACAACUCAUGUGUUGCUAUCAAUGUCAAACUCAGGUUGGUUUUCCACAUGAUCCGGAAUGCCCAAUGAUUCAGCAUCCAAUGUCGACCGCUGCUGCGAUAGCUCGAAGUGAUCAACGAUCUCAAACGCCGUCUCCACACUUCGGGAUGAAAAUACAGGAAGCUAGACUCUAUGAUAGAGGUUCUAUAUCAACUCAGGGAUCAUCAGAUCACGGAACAACAGCUUAUGAACAAACACGUGGACCAUCACCGCAUGACAUUCGUGGGCCGAGUCCGAUUCAGGGAUAUCUGGACAACAUUCGUGGCCCACUUCCCAAUCCUGGACACCUCUCUGGAAUGAAAGCUCCAUUUUAUCGCGGCUCGCGAAGUCCUCUAAACUUUCCACUGUUCACGCUAAAUGGCCAGCGGCGCUGGUCCGAAGCAGCUGCUGGUGAAGUAAACUCCGAAUCGGCACUGGAUGCCGAAAGUCAAAUGCGCCGCUGGUCGAUGCCAUGGGAAGCCAAAGCGGACAAGUCAACAGUUCACUGGAAUCAAACUCGAAUCAUGCCUAUAUCAAAGCUGGCCGUUCCACAACAACAAUCCAGCGGCCAGAAAUCAUCAACUGGGGAUCGUAGUCAAAGCACAACGCCGGAUUCAACCUGGCAUUCUUCGGUUACUAGCCAGGAUGGUUUGGUAGAGGCCAUACAAUUGCUCUCUUGUCGACCCAUCUAUCGGUUGCCCUCGAUGCCACCACCUAACAUUGGACCACCAUUUCUGGAAGAACCGAGUUGUGCGAAUUUCCAACACCCGCAACAGGUGCCGCAACAGCAAUUUACCGCCAACUCCGGUCUAUACGGAAUUUGGACCCAGCAAAAUCCACCGAGCGCGAUGCUUCGGCAGCAGUCGAUCCAGGAACGUGGUGUAGCACCAUUCAUGCAGUACAUCCGCGAGCAAGAGGGAUCCCUCGACGAGAACCCACCACCCUAAAAGAUAGAAAUUAGCACUAAUUUUACAUGAUAUUGCCGGUAGAGUCCAUUUCUACUACUCAAAGAUAUAAUCUCACACCGUUGGCAACGGGUCCACUUUUGUCACGCUUCAAAUAUUUAUAAAAAAAGUCGUAGUAAGAGUUGUAUCGUGUAACUACUCCUAAGUUUAAUUAUUGUUGGCGUCAAGAUAAGGCAAAGUUGCUGUGGAAUGUUUGAUGUUCUUGAAUUGUGAUCGUUUCCAAAAUGAAAAGCACAAACUCUAUAGCAAAAUCGAUCAUGAACUAUUAUGUGAACAAAUUUAAGUGAUUAUACAGUGAAGACCCGAUUUUAUCAGCUCCCGAUUUUGUCAGCCUCAUAUAAAAAUUAGCUUGAUGAGUUCCAACAACCGAAUCAAGUAAAUUUUUUAUCUAAAUUUUGUACUGUAAGAGUCCCUUGAGGUAAUUUUAUUCUUAAUAAUCAAAAAGCAUUAUGAGGCUAUGUCUAGGGAUUCCAGAAUAUUUUAGCAGCUCGGUUUUAUAAAAAAGAAAGAAAAAUAUGUUUCCCGAUUUUUUUCAGCUUAAAAUUCAUCAUGGGGCUGAUAAAACAGAGUCAUCUCAGUAGUAUAUUUUGAAAAAUCGAAUUUAUUUUGAGUUGGGGAAACUGUAACAUGUCAAUGUAAUUAGUUUAACUCAUAUAAGGAACACCUGUAACCAAAUGAAUCUACAGUAGGAAUCGAUUUUAUAUUUUUUGGUCUUUAAGGUCUAUUUAAAUUUUAAUCUAUUUUGUAGUACAGCUAUUUCUAAAUAAUAAUCGUCAUUCGAAAUUUUUUCCAUUUUAGAUCAAACUCAAUAAAAUGCUAGUCUCAUAAA